Molecule: messenger RNA, 2399 nt
Organism: Oryzias latipes (Japanese medaka)
Lineage: Eukaryota; Metazoa; Chordata; Actinopteri; Beloniformes; Adrianichthyidae
Product: B-cell receptor CD22-like
Source: RefSeq, a predicted model, not a curated record
AACCACGAGUAACUGUCGCUCUGCUGUAUAAAGCUGUAGUUCGAAUGAGACCAGACUUAAAAAAAAGAAUAAACAAAUUUCGUUUUAUUUUAUUAGUUUUUGCUUUGUGUUUUUUCUUUUUAUUUCUGCAAUAACCUUUAAAAGAAAUAGAGCAGUAUACUUUAAGAUUUUUUUAAAUCAAACAGAUCAGUGGGGACAGGAACGUCAUAUUAAGACUCAGCACUGAGAAGUAAAAAUCAGAAGAGUCAUUCCACUCAUGAUCCAAACUAGAGUAAUGAUAAGAAGAAGUGGUGAAAAAGUCUCAUGUUCAAACCUGAAGAAGACAGCAGUCCUACUCAUGACAGAAGCUGGAUGUCUGCUUUUCCUUCUUUACAUAUCAGGAGUUCAGGGACAAACAAACAGCAUCUGUGCAUUGAAAGGUUCAUCCGUGAAUCUGAGCUGCUCUGCUGGAGAUUCAGCAGCAGAAAAAGAAUAUAAAUGGUUCUCUGUGUUCAGAAACGGCUCAGUGAGUUACUUUCAGGAGGUUGUUGUGGAUGGAAACCAAAAAAAGUACAGAUUAUCAGAAGAGAGUCGUCUCACUCUGACCAUCAAUGAUCUAAACAAGAGUGAUGAGAACAUUUAUGUCUGUUGUGAAUCUGCUGACAAAGACAGCUGCAGAAAAAACCAAAUUCAGCUCUACGCGGAAGAGCUGCAGGUGAAGGUGUUUCCUUCCAAAGACGGACAGACAGCAACACUUAUGUGCAGCAGCAGCAGCGGCUGUCCUUUCACUCAAAACCACACAGGCUUCCUCUGGUUCAAGAACAGAAAGUUUCUCUAUCAGGACUGGUCUCCAUGGUACCAAGAGCUAGUCAGCGGUGAGGAGGCAGUCACUUACUCCUGUGCUGUCAAAGGUUAUGAGGAUUUCAGAGCCCCUGAAGUCUCAGUAGAUUUAGUCACAUCAACUUGUUUCAGGGUGACGUAUGCUGAAAGCAGCCUGUGUUCAUCAGUGAAUAAACAAUGCUCCAUCAUGUUUCCCAAAGAAAUCUAUCUUCAACAGACCCGUCUACAACACGAUCAUGUCAGGUUAACCUGCAACAGCAGGUGUUCUCUGACUGAACCUCAGGCCUCCAUUGUUUUGUUUAGGAACAAAAAGGAAGAAAGUAGGACGAUUACAGUUCCCUUAACAUCUGCAGACACCUUCACUUGUGCUGUGAAAGAUAUGAAGGACUUUCAUUCUGCUGAUGUCUGUUUUGAUAACAGCAGCUGCUGGACUGUGACUUGUGCCCAAAAAAGAAUCUGUGCUCUGAAAGACUCCUCUCUGAAUAUCUACUGUAAAUAUUCACAUCCUCAUGACCAGCCGCCAAAGUCUAAACUUUGGUUUAAAAAAAACAGAAAUAUAAACCAGGAAGAACAAGUGAAAGAAAAAAAUAAUAAAGUGACAUUUUAUGAGUCUCCAAACCAACAUAACCUUAGAUUUGAAAAAUUAAGUAAAAGUGACUCAGGAGAAUAUGUGUUUAGAAUUGAAAGAAACUCUAGAGAAUGGAAAGAAUCCACUUUUCCUGAAGUUACUUUGAUUGUCACAGAUCUGAGAGUAAAGAUCAGACCUUCUGCAGAGGUGACUGAGGGUCAGAAAGUCACUUUAACGUGCAGCACCAGCUGUCCUCUGACUCAAAACUCAAACUUUCGUUGGUAUUUAAACCAUCAACCUCUGAAGCUGGAAAACAAACACCUGGUUAUAGAUGCAGUCACCAGUCAGGAUGCAGGAAACUACUCAUGUGUUGAUAAAACAAAAGAAAACUCCAUGUCACCAGUAAAGACUUUCACUGUUACAAGCAGCCCAACAACAUGGAAAGCAGUUGUUGGAGUUUCAACAAUAGUCUUUGUUUCUGUCUGUCUCACAGUUUUCCUUUGGGUUAGGAGAAAAAGAACCUCAGCUCAAUCCUCAAGGUUAGAAGUUACAGAGAAGCUGGAGAAGUUAAACCCUGAUCACGUGUAUGAGGAGAUCCCAGCAAAAGCAGCAGAUUGUGAACUUCACUACAGCCAAGUUAACUUUGAAAACGCAAUUGUCUACUCCACCAUCCAAGCUCAUCAGGAACAAGAGCACGUCCCCUAUGCUAUAACCAAGUUUAGACAAAACUCAGACCAGGAAAUGGUAAAUGAUGUUGUAUAGAUUGCAUGGACCAAAGCAACAAUCACACUUCCUUCACACAUUAAUGCACCAAUGGCGGCAAAACUGCUUUUCCAUGAUGUCAACUUGACCAUCCAGAGCACCAAAGGUUUAGCGUCUUGCCCAAGGACACUUUGACACAUGGUCGGACGUAGCAGAAAUUGAGCCUGUGUUCCUGCUAUCACAGGUUGAAAUCUCAAAUUCUGCAGUACUGCAUCAAUAUUGACAUUUGUAACAAAAUAAAAAUUGUAAU